Molecule: messenger RNA, 4047 nt
Organism: Cuscuta europaea
Lineage: Eukaryota; Viridiplantae; Streptophyta; Magnoliopsida; Solanales; Convolvulaceae
Source: the annotation of a GenBank genome assembly
ACGAAACAUUUGGGUUCAACCGGGGAGUUAUUGCAGUUUCAUCACUGGAGUAAUUUUUUGCAGGAACAUUUUUUCCUAGCAAAUGAAGAAGCCUGCUCUUGGAAGGUGGAGCUCAUGAUUAUUACAGUACUCCGAAAAAUUAAAAGAUGUUGAGGCUCUCGCGUCCCAGGUCAGACAUUAAUGCAGGCAUAAACAAGCCUGCUCCGUCAUCUCGAGCGGUGUGGAGGUAGGCUUUUUUUUUUUUUUUUAUUCUUCUCGUACAUUUAUAAUAGGUCUGAUCAAUGAUCAUAUCAUUUUUUGUUUUUCCCACUGCAAAGUUUGCUCAUUUUUCUUUCCGAGAAAAGCCAUUUUUUUUUAAUUUCUCUAUGUAUAUAUAUAUGCAUCCAUACAAAAUCACUAUCCACAGAAACUCCACGUUUCAUUAACUUGCUCUAGUUACUUGAUGAUAUUUGGGGGAAUCUUGCCUUUUGUGAUCCUUUCUACCUACCAAGUGUCCAAGUGUUUCAGAACUUGUUGCAAUUUGAAAUUUUCGCUAUCUUAUGUAAUAUCAAGCAAGUUUUCAAAGCAAAAUAUACCUUUGUUUGAUCACAUACUCUGGAAUUUCUGUGUUUUUGGUGAACAAAAAAAUGGAACGGACUGUACGUAGGCCUGCAACAGACCUCUCUGAUAUAGUGCUCUCAUGGUCACUUGAAGACAUUCUUAAUGAGAAUCUUUAUAAACAUCAGGUUGAGAAGAUUCCACACACAUUCUCCUCAUGGGACCAUUACCUGUGUUGUUAUACAUUUCCCUUAUUUGAAGAAACUCGGGCAAAUGUCCACUUGUCUAUGAACGUAUUGGACAAGGCUCCAUCUGCUGAAGUGAUCGUUUUUGAAAAGGCUGGACUUGAGGAUGACUGCUUUGAAGUGUCCAAUGAACCUCAAGAAGUUCUUUAUUAUAAUGUCAAGGUUGAAUUUUGCAAGAAAAGUGGAAUAGAUGAUGGAGCGCAUUACAGAACAUAUCCUGGAGAUUUAGUAUUAAUCUCAAACAAAAAACCGGAAACUGCUUUUGAUUUGAAUCGUGUUGGCUGGAAUUGGACACUUGCUUCCGUUGUUAAGGUCACCGAUGAGAAGAACAAAGAUGGCAAUUUGUCCACAAUUUUGAAAGUCAAAAUGCCUAUAAAUCCCGGGGCAACAAUUGGAACCCUUGAAAAAAUUCAUAUUGUUUUCUUAACAAACAUUGCAACAAGUCAAAUGAUUUGGGAUGCAUUAGGAAUGAACAAGAAUUUGAACAGUUUUGAAACCAUUUUGUACAAAAGCUCUCAGGUCGAAAAGAAAUGCUUUGCCUGCUCUCUGGAUGCUGACAUUAGAUCAUCAUCAACAGAGAAGAUAGAGGACAGCUUAAUGUCCAAGCUGAAUGAGUCACAAGCCAAUGUCGUAGUUACUUGUCUUGGAAGGGUGAAAUGUGACCAAAUGUCUCAUGUUGAUCUUAUAUGGGGGGGCCCUGGUACCGGGAAGACAAGUACUGUUAGUAUACUCCUGUUUAUGCUCUUGAAAAGGAAGUGCAGAACACUUAUUUGUGCACCUACAGAUGUGGCAAUAACCCAAGUUGCCUCUCGGGUGGUAAAGCUGAUAAAAGAGUCAUUUGAAGAUGGGUGUUCCAAGAAGAAUAUGCUAUAUAAUCAGUUGGGGGAUGUGCUCUUAGUUGGAAGCAAUGAUAGGUUGAAGUUGGGCGAAGACACUGAAGGGAUAUUCCUAAACCAUCGUGUCGAAAGACUUGUUCAGUGUUUGGGACCUGAAAAGGGUUGGCAAUGCUGCAUUCAUUCUGCAAUUUGUUUUCUUAAAGAAUCUAUUUCAUGGUAUGAAAUCUUCACAAAAAAUAAUUUAAACAAAAAUAUAGAGUUGAUGGAAAAAGGUGAAACCAUAAAGGAAGUUGCAGGAGCAAUAAAGCCUUUUCCAAAAUUUAUUAAACCAAGGUUUGAAGAAGCAGUAUCACCACUCAGAAGAUGCAUGUUAACAAUGUGUACUCAUAUACCAAGGACUUUCAUCCAAGAACACAAUUUCCAAUCUAUCAUUUCCCUGUUUUGCCUUCUGGAUGCUCUUGAAGACACUAUAUAUGAGAAGAAUAUGACACCUGAUGAACUGAAAAAGAAUUGUCCACAGCCCGUAAUUUCUGCAGUUUCCUCUGAGUCAUUUGUAGAUGCACCUUUUGCCUGCUUGAGCAAGCAGUGCCUCAUCGUUCUGGAAAACCUUCUGCAUUCUCUUGGUGAACUUCGUCUUCCAAGUGGAAAACAUAGAGAAACCAUAGUGGAGUUCUGCUUCAGGUUUUCAUCCUUGGUUUUCUGCACCUCCUCAAGUUCUUAUAAGAUGCAUUUAAUGGAUACGGCACCAUUCAAGUUAUUGGUAAUUGAUGAAGCUGCUCAGUUGAUGGAAUGUGAAUCGCUUAUACCACUUCAACUUCGAGGCCUGAAGCACGCAAUUCUUGUAGGUGAUGAGUUUCAAUUGCCGGUGACUGUCCAUAGCAAAGUGUCAAAUGAAGCUGGUUUGGGAAGAAGCUUAUUUGAAAGGCUAAGUGCAUUGGGUCAUUCAAAGCACAUGCUUAAGGUGCAGUACAGAAUGCAUCCUUCAAUAAGCCACUUCCCUAAUUUGAAUUUCUAUAACAAGCAAGUUAUGGACGCUCCAGAUGUGUGUAGCAAACUCCAUGAGAGGCAUUAUCUUCUGGGAAGGAUGUAUGGCCCAUAUUCUUUUAUAAGUGUCCCAAAUGAAAAUGAAGAAUUUGAAGGUUUUGACGAUACCAGAAGAAAUAUGGUUGAGGUGGCUAUAGCAGUUGAAAUAGUGCAGAAGUUGUUCAAAUAUUGGCGUAACACGGGAGACAAGCUUAGCAUUGGUAUUGUAUCCCCCUACACUGCUCAAGUUGCUGCUAUAAAAGAUAAUAUUGGCAGCAAGUAUGACAAUCUUAAUGGAUUUGCGAUUAAGGUUAAGUCUAUUGAUGGCUUCCAAGGUGGAGAAGAGGACAUCAUAAUAUUAUCAACUGUGAGAUCCAAUUGUACUGGCACAGUCGGUAUUAUGUCUAGUUUGCAAAGCACUAAUGUUGCUCUGACCAGAGCCCGGCACUGUUUAUGGAUAUUGGGAGAUGAGAGGACCCUAAUGUAUAGCAAUUCCGUUUGGGGAGGAUUAGUCCUGGACGCAAAGGAGCGUCAAUGCUUAUUCUCUGCUGCUGAAGAUGAUGAUCUGCAUAGUAUCUUAUUCAAAAAUCAAAGAGGGAAGGAUAAUGAUGUCAUUGAGAAGAGUAGGAAUUCUGAAAGUGUGGGUUGCAUCACGGGACCAGUUCGGUGGAUCCCCGACCAGUCUGCUUGUAAUCCCAAUCAAGCUGUGUUUGAGAUAGAGACAGGAACAAAGCUUUAUGUUACCAAUCUAGAUUAUAAAGUCUCUGGAGAAGACAUUAAGCUCCUGUUUUCACAAUUUGGUGAUAUAAAACGUUAUACGAUCCAUUAUGAUAAUACUGAUGAGGGAGCAGUGGGAACAGCUGAAGUUGUUUACUCUCGCCGACAAGAUGCUUUAGCAGCUUGUGAAUGGUAUAACAACAGUAUGCUUGAUGCAAAACCAGUUAAGAUGGAGUUUGCUGGCACAAACAAGGUGACUCGCCUUCCUCCUAUUAGUAAUUGUUCCAGUGAAGCCCCCGUUAGGCGGCAAGGGAAAAAAAGAGUGCGUGGGAGAGGACGAAAUGGUGGUGGAAAAAUGCUUUUGCAGAAGAUCUUGAUGCUGAUUUAGACAGGUACCAUAAUGAAGCAAUGCAACAGAGAAUUUGAUGGAGUUUCCUCCUAGCGUAGGGUGCCAUUCUUGGGUGAAGGCAGCUUGGUCCCUGAUACUUUGUUUUGUUGGAAGUGUUGGUGUGUGUAGUAUGCUUACAUUUACUGUGCAUCAAAUUUGGGAUCGAUGAUUCAUAAUGCUACCACUUAAUUGUUAGUGAUAUCAUAUCAUCAUAUACAUUAAAGGGAGGUCUCCCUUUCCCUAAAAUUUGUGUUCCAUCUCUUAAAUUUUGUAGUGUCAUAUGUGGAGUAUUAAUGGAAUC